Penicillium oxalicum is the source of this 1281-nucleotide messenger RNA. RefSeq names its product trypacidin cluster transcriptional coactivator tpcD (gene tpcD). NCBI's taxonomy places the organism in Eukaryota, Fungi, Ascomycota, Eurotiomycetes, Eurotiales, Aspergillaceae. The coding region runs from base 1 to 1281 and encodes 426 amino acids. The transcript is spliced from 3 exons. The record is from RefSeq and is a predicted model, not a curated record. Gene Ontology annotation, molecular function: methyltransferase activity.
AUGGCGAACCUUGCUCAGUUGGAGGCAGCUUCCAAAGAUCUUUCGACGGCACUUGGGGAGAUUCAAUCGCAUUAUAGGUACGGAGAAACCGACAGUCUCGGUGCUCGACCACCACAAGUGCUGCCCACAGGAGUACCCCCAGAGGUCCACCGUGCAAGAGAGUCCGCCUUGGCAAGUCUAAAUAGACUACAAGUCAUGCUGGCCGAGCCGACAGAUUUGCUGAAAAAUCUGGCAAGCCAUGUACAACUGCUUGCCUCGAUACAAUGGCUUGGCGAGUAUCAAGUCCCAGCUUGCAUCCCGUUAGAAGGCACAGCAUUGGUCAAGGACAUUUCCAAUCUUAUCGGGGUCUCAGAAAGUCAGCUUAUCCGAGUCAUCAGAAUGGCUACCACUGGCGGCUUUCUCCAAGAACCUCAACCAGGCUAUGUAUCCCAUAGCGAGAUUUCCGCUGUGUUUGUCACAAAGCCAUCAUAUCUCGACGCAGCCAUGUUCUUGGCGGAAACGGCUGCCCCUGCUGCGUUGACCAUGGGUACAGGUAUCGGACACGACUCCGACUCCGAUGAGCGAAAGGAUGGAGUCUCAUGUUUGUCCCCUUUUGCCACUGCCCGUGAAGCCAAAUUGCCCCGCCUACAACGGCAGUGGCCGGCCUAUCUUCGAUAUGGAACAGGCCAUGUGUGUGACACGGCGACCGAUGUCCUGACUUGUCUUGAGGGAAUCCGCACGGUAAAUGAGUCUACUGUUGUCGAGGUCGGCGCACGAUCCACCGAACGGGCCAUCACUCUUGCAAACCAAUAUCCAUCGCUUCACUUUAUAGUUCAGCUUCAAUCCCCUCGAAAUGACCGGCUUCCACCACCAAAUCCCAAGAUAACCAUCUCGCACCGGCAACCAGGAUCGCCGCAGUCAAUUUCCACCGCAGCUCUGUACAUCCUUAAUUUUCCCUACCCUAUGCCAGGACCCUCAGCAGCCUCGACAUCGACCCUCUUUGCGGCUGAGCUUCGCGCACACCUCCCUGUAUUACGGCUCAACCGCUCCGCUACGUUGGUCGUCAUUGCCCCUUCUACGUCGGAGUUGGACGAAGAGGUAAGACUGACUCGAGUCCGUGAUUUAUCCCUACUGCAACUGGCGAGACAACGCGAGUUGCGACUACCCGAGGUGGUUAAUGUACUUAAUGGAGUCAGUGAUGGGGAGGGGAGGAUGGUGCUGGUGAACCAAGUGCGAUCUGUGGAAAAGCAUGGGGUAAUUGCAUUAGAAGUGAAGUAUCAACCUCAUGAAUAUGUCCGAUGA